This is a messenger RNA of Danio rerio (zebrafish), 9461 nucleotides long. The record is from RefSeq and is a predicted model, not a curated record. Lineage: Eukaryota; Metazoa; Chordata; Actinopteri; Cypriniformes; Danionidae.
AGCUCUGGGCAAACAUACUUGCUAUGGUUCUUUGAGAAGAAACUGUUCAAGCUCCCUGCAACAGUCCUAAAGGCACCACGUAAGAUGGUCGACAGAAGAUCUAACAAGCUCCUCCCACGACAUCGGCAGCCAUUUUAAGCUACGUUCCUUAGAAACCAUGCGCAAAAAAUGCUUCCACGCAUUGGAGAUUGAAAUGGAGGCCCCGUAGAACUGGAGGCGGGUCAUCGUCUCCGUUCGCUGCCUUCUCAUAGGUUCAAGAGGUGGAGUGUCACGGAACAUCCCGGGUUGAGCCACAUUGUCUGGUGUUUGUGCCUCGAGAUGUACUAACAUCAAGCUCUUAAUUAUCUAUUUUAAAUCAACGAAUUGCUUUCUAAGUAUCUCCAUAUGCUGCUUUGAAAGUUUGGAAAUAGCGUUCGUGCGCAUUGUGCCACGGGAAGGUAGUCUUUCAAAGGACCACGACAACAGCAGGAAGCCGAGCACGACGAGUGGAUGACAGAAGAAAAAGCAGCUAUCACAGGAGUCUUUGGGCAAGUCACCUAUAAUGUUCCCACAGAUAUGUAUCGGAUAAGUGAGAGUUUGAUAACUAAUCCAUGGAGGAGAAAACAACGAGGGCUAAUACAUAAAAUGCACCCCUGCAAACACAGAUUCUAUUUAGCCAGAUCCCAGAGACUUCUGUAGGAACUAUGGAAUGUAAUGGUAUUCCUGCAGAAUCGGAGGACACCUUUGCACAUGAGAUAGAACAAUUAAUUGAGAAGGAGAACUUCUCAAGCAUGAUGGAUUUGCAAGACAUUGCUGAUUCUGACAUGAAAGAUUUUGAGUCUAGUUCUCUGCAGCACACAUGCUUUGAAUCAUCUUGGCAAGAUGUGAUAAAUGCACCUGAUCUUGAACCAGAUAAAACAGAAGAUAAAGGAGAAUAUAAUAGUAACAUGACACCUUGUCCCUUGCCCAACUCGGUAGAGGUUGAAUCCACAUUGGAAACAAAUUCUGACGAGGUGUUGUUAGAAGCUGCAUUUGAAACCAAUGCUGGUCUGGUAGAGUAUUCUGAUAUAAGCAGCUGCUCUGACUCCGAAACAAAUCUUGAUUGCAAUUUGAGUUCAUCCAUUAAAGAUGACAUUAGUGGCAACCAGGCUGAUCAGUCUAUAGAGGGAAGAGACCAGAAUCUAAGUAAUACAAUUGACUUUUCUGCUGAAGUUUGUCAUGGUGCUUUGGAGGCAGAUAUGAGUGGCAUAGAAAUGCAGGACACUAGGCCUACAGAGACCAUGGAAGAGAGCAAAACUGAAGAAGUAAGCUAUACUGGCAGUAACUGCAGUGAGGGCUCAGUUCCUGUGAAUGCUGAUCAUCCAUGUACAGAAAUGCAAAGUGUGGAUAGCCCAAACAGUGUGGAGCCUUUGUCAAACGAUGUGCAAAUUGAGGAGAGAGAUGUUCAUUCUUGUGAUGUGGAGCAAACACUGGAGCAUUGCAGAGAACCUGAUACCUCCAAUGGUGGUUCCAUGUGUGCCUCAGAUAAUGCAAAUGUAGAGACCUCAUUCAUUUCUAAUGGAAAUGAAAACUGUUCUGAAAUAUGCCCAACUGCAGAUCCCCCAAAUGAUUGUCAGUUGGAAAAGACAACCCCAGAUACUGAAAACAAAUCAUCAAAACCUGAAUGUGAAGAUACAUCUGUGAUUUCUGGGAAUGGAAAAGAUUUACCUGAGGUUUGCCAGUUGGAUAAAAUGGACCCAGAGCCUGAAAAAGCAUUACUAAUGCCUGAAAUUCAUAAAACUGAUGAGAUAUCCAACUUCGAAAAUGAUUCACUUGGUGGCUGCCAGUUGGACAAUAACCAACCAGACCCUGGAUGUGCCAUUCCAAAUCUUGAUCUGGAAAAUUCUACUUCACUGGAGGUGCAAAAACAUUUAACUUCUGAAGAUGAACAUGUUGAGCGGGGAAGUUUCGGAUUCCUUGAGUCUUGUUUUGGUUUAAAAAGUGCAUCACAGAACACUGAGGAAUUGAGACACCUGGAACAUGCACAUGUAAAUCAAGUCACUGAUUGCAAUCAGUUGAAUUGCACAGAACCACCAGUUCUACUAAAGAUUGCUAUUGAAGCUAAUGAUCAGAAAGAUGAAGCCAAUCUACAAGAAGAUCCUCCAGCACUUAGUGCUGUUCAAGGUUCUGAGAACUCUCUAGUUCCUGGACCACCAAUAUGUCUGACUGGAAGUGGCACCAAUGCAAGCAAGGAUUCACUAUCUUUGUUAAAAACCCAAAAGAGAAAGCUACAGCCUGUUGUUGUCCUUAAAACAACGGAACAAAAAACAUGUGAUGGAAAAAAUUUCCAUUGCUUUGAUUGCAAAGAGUCAAUGCAUAGUGUAGAUGAGCUAAUUGAACACUAUCACUGCAUGCAUUCUUUCCAUAAGGCUGAAUAUUGUCCUACUUGUCAAUGUUUUUUGACUGGUGAUGCAUUGGCAAAACAGCAUUUCUGUGGAGAAGUUGAGCUUAAUGACAAGUUAAAAUCAUCAGCCUCGUAUACAAAGAACCUAACUGGGGAGAAACCAAAGUACAAAUGUAGGUACUGUGGGAAGAUCUUUGUUAAAAAACCUUAUUAUGUACUUCACGAUCUGAAGCACAGAAUUGUCACUGAUUAUAGAUGUCCCCGUUGUGGAUUAUACUUUCCUACAGAUAGCCAAUGUCAAUCACACCAGCACAAAAUACGAUGCACGCCCUUGCUACUGGAACCUUCUUUACAGACUGCACACUCAUCAAAAUCAACUCUUAAAAGGAAAUAUAUUCCAAAUGUCAUUGAAACUGCAGACUCCGAUGUAGAACUUCGAAAUUGCUAUGUGAAAUUAUUGGAUGUUUACAAGAAAAGUGAGUCACCUGAAAAAAUACAUUGUCAAGUUUGCGGGAGGAAUUUCAGGCUCAGAGCACAACUGAAAGCACACCUUAGAUCACACUCUGAUGAAAAACCAUUUAAGUGUGACUGUGGAAAGGCAUUCAAAUAUACUUGGAAUCUAAACAAGCAUAAAAAACAGUGCUUUCAAAAGAUCAUCCCUCAUUCAACCAUGUCAGAUUCAGAAAGCAAGACUCCAAAGUUUAAAUGCCCCAUAUGCUUUCGCCUUUUCAAUUACUUUUACAAUCGGACACGCCAUUUACGUGAACAGUGUCUUAAGGAAUACAUGAGAAAAGGCAAAGGGAAGGUUGAUGAUAAGUAUCGUUGCCCUUUUUGUAAAGAUGUGUUUACUAUGGCAUGCAACCGCAAUAGGCACAUCAAGCAAACUUGCGUCAAGCUUAAACUCUACACAGCAAAAGUAAGGAAAAGAAAGGAGUUGAUAUUUUCGUCUAAGAAAAAUGAAAGCAAAGAGUCACUGGCUGUGACCUCACAAAAAGUAUUGCGGUACAAAUGCACAUUUUGCUCGGCUAUGUAUUCAAGCAAGUCUGGUUUCUACACCCAUCUUGCGAAACAUAAAUUGCUUGGAAAUUCCAAAAAGGCAAUCAAACACAAAAAUGGUAGUGAUGUUCGUUUAAAAGGUUCAAACUCUGCUGAUAAUAGCUCAAACCAUCCUUUCUCUUGUCGCUUUUGUGGAAAGAAUUCAUCUUCAUCUGACGCGCUAAAAAAGCACUUGAAACUUCACAAAGGAAACAAGCCUUUUCGCUGCUUAGACUGUGGGAAAAAUUUUUCCAGACAUGGGCAUCUGAUCUCUCACAAGAAUGUGCACAAGCGAAAUAUACAGUGCUUAGUCUGCUGGGAAGUUUUUUCAUCAAUUGGAGACUUGUUAAAUCACAGAGAGUCUCAUCCAAAUAAAGGCCUGCUUAAGUGUCCUGAUUGCCCAUUAAAAUUCAGGUUUCCAGUAUUUUUCCUUCGACAUGUGGCUGUGCAUGAAAGACGACACAAACUUAUGGCACCUCCUCCAAAAAAAGUUACAACUCCAAAGGACCAAGCUCCAUCCUGGAAGGCAGAAGAAACUUGCGAAGAGGAGUUUAAAUGUCGCCUCUGCCAAGAAGACUUUGCUGACUCGAAGGCACUUAGUGAGCAUUGUUCAAUUCAUAUCCCUGCCUCAACUGUGUCCAAAUGUCCAUUCUGCAAAAGCAGUUACUCAAGUCAUGCUGUUCUGAUUCGUCACAUUCGUAUUCACACUGGUGAAAGGCCUUUUCAGUGUACAACUUGUGGCAGACACUUCAGCAGAAAGGAAUAUCUUAAAGUACAUGAGGAAAAAUGUCAAGUAGAGCAACCUCCUUCAUUGAAGAAAUCAAAGUCUAAAAAAAUAAAAGCAGAACGCAGUGUGGACACAGCAAUCAACCAGACCAGCAGGCCUUAUUUUUGCUCAUACUGCCCACAUGCUUUUCGUUUUUCGAGUAAUUUGAAACUUCACGAAAGAGCCCACUUGGCAAAGACAGUUAUGCCUUGUUCAAAAUGUGGGAAAUACUACAGAAAAAGAAAAUAUAAGGAACAUGUGGAGCUCUGCAAAGGAGGUCAAUUACAACCUUCUUGCAGAAAAUGUGGAAGAGUUUUUACCAGAAGAAACUACCGAAAUGGUCACGAAAAGCAGUGCCAGGGGAAUCUGCCAGCUGAAACCAUAACUGGAACAAAGGAAAAGCGCAACUUAAAGCAUCAAUGCCCUGAGUGCUCUAGAUGUUUUAGAUCUAGCAUUUUUCUACAGAGACAUCUUUCUCUUCAUUCAAAGGCAAUGCCAUAUUCAUGCAUGCGUUGUGGGCAGAAAUUUGGAAGCCAGCAUCGAUACUUGCAGCACGAAGCUUUUUGUAAUGGUGUGUCCAAGCAGCGUAGAUUGGAAAGUUUAAAAGGAUCUGAGAAAAUCAAAUCAAUCUGUGCCGAGUUAAAUAACUUGAAAGAUGUCACUGAAGAAAAUGGUGAAGAUUUGAAGUGCAAUUUUUGCACCAAGACAUUUUUGUGGGCCAAAAGUUUAAGACGCCACAUCCUCACUCAUACAGAAGUCAAGCCAUACCAAUGCAAGAACUGUAAAAGUGGUUUCUCUCGCUAUGAUCAUUUGAAAUUGCACCAAGCCCGCUGCAGAGGAAAGAAACAACUUGAGGUGAGAGUACUAAAGAUCAAUCUUGACCGCUUAAACGAAAGUUCUCAAAGUCAAACGCAGCAAGAUAAUGAACUGCAGUGCAAAGUUUGCCUUAAGGUGCUUUCCACUCCAAGUGAUCUACGACGUCAUAUGGCGAUGCUCCACAUUACUGAUAAACCUUUUCCCUGCAAACGAUGUGGCAAAACUUACAGUUCUGAAAAAACUUUGAAAAGGCAUAACGACACCAUCAAAUGCAAAAGGAUUCCAAAGGUAACUGUGAAAUCUGCCACAAAUGUUCAAAAUCAGCCAUGCAGAGAAACUUCCAAACUUUUGCAGCGUAUACAAGUUCACUACAUGAAUAAAUUGAAAUACCAGUGUGACUAUUGUCCUCGACGCUUUAAAAUGUCAGGACAACUGAAAGUCCAUGAACGUCUUCACACCGGGGAAAAACCAUAUGGCUGCGCCAACUGUGGAGAGCAUUUCAUCAGAACAGACUAUUUGAAACGACACUUGGCCAAAUGUAACGGAAGGGUAGAAAAUCAAGAAAAGGUGCUUUGUGACAAGUGUGGUGACCUGUUUACCUUUGAAGCACUAUCUGUACACCAAAAGACUUGUGUUGUGAAUUCAAAAUCUCCUGGAUCUUCUCGUGUGGUAAAAAAGGACAAGAGCCCCAACAAGAUAAGAGGUUUUUCCUGUGCUAACUGUAGUGCCCGUUUUAUAUUGUUUUCACAGCUCCAACAGCAUUUUUUGGCAAAGCACAGGUCUGAUCAGCCACAAGUGACCAUUAACAAUCAACAGCAAUUGGUAUCAAGUCAACAGCAAGUCAUAAAGGAAGAGACAGUUGAUGAGGUGCAUGGGCAGAAACAAGAAAGCAGCCAUGAGGUAUCUCGAAGGGAGCCACGUGCACGUUCAAACAUAGAGAUUAUGAAGCCUCUCAAAUGCCCACAGUGCAACAUGCGGUUUUCCAGGAGUACCGGGCUAGGUAUGCAUAUGCGCAUACAUAACGGAGCGUACCCGCAUUCUUGCACAAAAUGCCAUAUUGGUUUUUGGACCAAAAAGACAAUGGAGAAACACAAGAGAAAAUGUAGAGGUCACACAAUCAUCUCAAACAAUGCAUCUGUCUUGGAAAGUGCAGGUGACGUAGAAAGUGCUCUAAAUGACACUGUGCUAGUAUUUAACAAGGGUUGUAAUGCCACAGGAACUGGAGUACUGCAGACUAAGUUCUCAUGUAAAGAUCAAGACCAGGAAAAUUAUGCUGAGAAAGGAGAUGCUUCUGUUCACAAGUAUCAGUGUUCUGAGUGUGAUCAGAGUUUUACAGAUGGACUGAGACUUAUAAGUCAUUUGGAGGAACAUGGCCGUGAAGAACAAAAGCGCAAAUCAGAUGUUCACAAAUGCCAUGUGUGCAGUAAAGUCUUUGCUCAAGCUGGUAUUUUGCACAGGCAUUUGAGAGUUCAACAUCAGGAAAAAGUGGAUUACACAUGUAAUAUUUGUUCCAAGAAAUAUCGUUUUCCUUCAGACUUGGAUAUCCAUAAAACUUACCAUGACCCUAGUCGCCCCCUUGUUUGUACUACCUGUCAGAUGCGGUAUUGGACUGAAAAAGCCCUGGCCCUUCACCAAAGGAUGGCUCAUGGACAUGUGCAACCACCAAAUUCAAAAGAAUCUGGCCUGAAAGCAAAAACUGAGCAAGUAUAUAGAUGUGAACCAUGUGACAAAACUUACACAAUCAAAAAAUCAUACAUAAAGCACUGCCAAGUAAAACAUAAACCGGAAUCAGUCCAAACUCCCAAUGAUGAAACAAAAACCUCUACCAGUGUUAGUCAGGCAUCGGAUAAGGAAGAGUCCGACAGAAAUUUCGAAGAUGAUGAUGACAGUGACAAUGACUCUGAUUCAGCACCCUACUUUCCCUGUCAUGUUUGUGGCAAAACAUUCUUAACAUCGGAAAAACUUGAGGAUCAUCAAAGAUGUCAUCUUGGUGAAAAACCCUUUGAGUGUGAAGAAUGUGGGAAGUGCUUUGUUCAGCUAACAAACUUGCAGCAACAUCAGCGAUCCCACAAGUCUGAGUUUCAGUGUCAAAUGUGUGGUAAAGGCUUUACCUCUCUCUUUAGUCUGCGCAAACACAAGCAGAUGCAUGUCAAGAAGAGUGCUCAUCGCUGUACCAAGUGCCACCUGAGCUUUACACGUUCAACUGAACUAGCUGAGCACAUGAUUACCCACCGUGAUGAAAACUUUCCUUGUGACCUUUGUGAUGAAACCUUUUCCUGCAAAACAAGUCGAGCUGAGCAUCGCAAGAUGCACACAGAGCAAGAAGAGGAACUUCCACCAUUGAUUCCACCCAAGCAGCCUGAAACAAAGAAGGUGACUACAGCUAUCCACAGUAAGAGUCUUUCAUCAAGUAACACUGAGCAGUACAAGUUUCGCUGUGGAAUUUGUCAACUAAGAUUUCCAGAUCCAGAACAGCUCUCAGAACAUGGAUGCAAUCCAGCUAAAGAGCGUCCAUACUCAUGUCCGGAAUGUAACAAGCAUUUCUUACAUGGUUCCCACCUAAAAAAGCAUCAGCUCAGUCAUCAGCUGUCAGGACCACGUUGUUAUCGGUGUAACCAUUGCAACAUGAGCUUCACACAACACCACCUUUUUCUCACUCAUUUAAGAAGCCAUGGAAAUGAGAAGGCUUCCAAGAACAGCAACUUUGCAACCAGUGAAAAGAUGGUCCAUGUGGAAACCAAACGUGACAAAAUUUACCAGUGCCCCAUAUGUCCUUUGAGUUUUUACCAAGCCUUGGACCUUGCAAAUCACCUCUCUGUUCAUUCUCAUAUGUGCAGUGUUUGUAAUAUGACCUUUCCCUCUCAGAAUGAGCUUGACGAACAUGAACAGUGCCAUCUAACUGCUGCUACGCAGUAUGAAUGCACAGAAUGCGGAGACCAUUUUAUUGGAAGUGAUGCUUUCCGCAGGCACCGCUGUAGUAAUCGAAGUUUGACAUUUUCAGAAAAGCAUCGUUCAGAGUCUUCUUCCUCUUACUCUAAGAAUCAGAGUUCAAGGACUCUCUUUCAAACAGGUGACGAAGAGGAGGAGGUUGAUGUUGGAGAGGACUUUAUUAUUUGCCCUAUCUGUAAAAAAAGGUUCUCUUCUAAUAGCAGUUUAAUGGAGCACCAUAAAAAGCAUCAUGAGGAGCCACGUCCUUUCAAGUGUUUGGUUUGUCAAAAAACCUUUACGAAAAAACGGUACCUUACACAGCACCAGCAGACACACAGUGAACGGCCUUACCAAUGUGAAGUUUGCUCCGAAUCUUUUAAAUCCGAAACGACUCUAGCAAGUCAUUGUAAAAUACAUGAUGCAAAACGGCAGUAUCAGUGCCACAUAUGCAGCAAAACCUAUCUUACGUCAAAAGAUCUCGCAAAACAUCAACAGAAACAUUCUGAAAACCUCAGAUUCACAGCUCAGGACAGCAGAGAAUACCGGUGCGAUAUGUGCAAUAAGUCUUUCACUAUGUUCGCUCAUUUGCAAAAGCACCAGGAAACCCAUGUAGGUCAAGUGGUCUAUGAGUGUACGGAGUGUGACAAAGCUUUUGCUUUUCUACAUCUUUUAGAGGAGCAUCAAAAAACUCAUGCCGCUUCUGUUUCCAUAGAUUCAAUUCAGUCCCAAUCACCAAGCCAUUUCCCCUUCCAGAGCCCAGUAAAUGAAUAAAUUAAAAUGCUCAAGUUUCCUGCAAUGCAGGUUAUUCAAUAUGAUUCAGUUUUCUGAACGAUAUUUAAAAUUAGGUGUACAUACAAUUCUUUUCUUUUUUUUUCUAUGCCAAACUGCUCUUAUCCACUUUUGACAUAUUGCAUUGGUGUUUUACUUCUAAAUCAGUCUGCUAAUGUUACCAAUCUACUGUUUUACAGUUCUGUGAACUGCUCACUAAAUUCUUUGUACAGUGCUCAGACUGAUGUGUAUAAUAAAUGUAUGCCAGUUAGAUGAUGUAUUGAUCUGUAGGAGUAUGUGCAUGAAUGAGGUGGUUCCAAACCGGAUGUAUAGUUCAGAAUUACGCCUCAUUCCUUCAUCGUUGAAGUCCUGUUUGACUUUGCUAGAUUUACUAGCCAUUUACUGUUUUUAAACAUCCUUUUGAAAGUAAUAGGAAAUCUGUAGAUUCAUGUUAAUAUUUUUUAUUAUCCUUGUGUUUCUAAACAUUUAAGGUCCAGUUAAGGGGUUAUUGAAUAUUAGUUAUCCAUAUUGUUCAUGUCUUUCUAAGUUGGAAAGUGUAUUUUGUUACUUAAAAAACAUUUACCUUUUUAUUGAGUCUAACUUGGAUGUUUUUACUCAAAGUAAACAGCAAAAAUUAGGCUUGACACAUAAUACUGUAUUUUUCUGUAUGAGUUUGAACUACAUUAGUGCUGCCAUUUCUGUCUGUGUUAACCUGGUGUUUAGUUUUACUUUUGUAUUAUAUGGCAAUGUUGAGGAUUUCUUCAACUAGUAAAACAAUUACAUCUA